AAAGACAAAAAGAGGAAGAAGACAGUCCUGUUUUCAAGCAUUGAAACCCUAGGUCAAUCGACCGUCAGGUCACUCUCCGAAGUUGCUUCUGCGUUAUGGUUAAUGCUAUCAAAGGACUGCUCAUUUCCUGUGACAUACCAAUGGCACAAUUCAUCAUCAACUUAGACAACUCACUGCCCCCAUCACAGAAGUUCAUUAUUCACAUCUUGGAUUCUACUCACCUGUUUGUACAACCCCAUGUGAGUGAAAUGAUAAGAAGAGCCAUCGCAGAGUUCAGAGAUCAAAAUUCGUACGAGAAGCCCCCAUGACGAGCUUUUGUAUACGUUGUCGACAUGUGUAUUACUUAGCCUGUCUUCCAAUUUUGUAUUAGUCCUAAUGUUUGUACGACGCACCCAUUACAAUUCUGUUCAUAUGACCAAGUCCUGGUAGUUAGAAAUGCUGAUAGUUUUUUCGAGUGCUUGUUAUAAUCCUUACAGCCUGGAGCAGUUAUUAGUUCCACUUCUGUGUA
Molecule: messenger RNA, 508 nt
Organism: Rhododendron vialii
Lineage: Eukaryota; Viridiplantae; Streptophyta; Magnoliopsida; Ericales; Ericaceae
Product: general transcription and DNA repair factor IIH subunit TFB5
Exons: 3
Coding region: 96-308 (70 amino acids)
Biological process (GO): transcription by RNA polymerase II; transcription initiation at RNA polymerase II promoter; nucleotide-excision repair
Cellular component (GO): transcription factor TFIIH holo complex; transcription factor TFIIH core complex
Source: RefSeq, a predicted model, not a curated record